Molecule: messenger RNA, 2580 nt
Organism: Cheilinus undulatus (humphead wrasse)
Lineage: Eukaryota; Metazoa; Chordata; Actinopteri; Labriformes; Labridae
Gene: ctdspl2a
Product: CTD (carboxy-terminal domain, RNA polymerase II, polypeptide A) small phosphatase like 2a
Exons: 13
Coding region: 392-1819 (475 amino acids)
Molecular function (GO): phosphoprotein phosphatase activity
Source: RefSeq, a predicted model, not a curated record
AAAUUCCUAUGCAGACUUCAUAGCCUUCCUGUAGUCACACGGUGAUUCCAGCAGGGAUAUAGCAUGAUAGUGAGCCUCCGUCCAGCUGCACGCACCCUAGCUCUCAUCGUAGCCUUUUUUUCCUGUUGACUCCGCGCUCCGCCACGUUGUUCCCUACGUGUAUGUCGCAUUCUCCUGCGCACCACCAACGUUAUGUUUGUGAUGAGGCGGGAAAUGGCGUCCACAGACAUGGGUGAUCAGUGACUAGCUACCGAGCGACACACAGCUGGCAGCAACAACCACGGCCAGGCCCCUACCGGUGGCCGCCACGGUCGCGGCCGAGAGCUGACAACGCCGCGGCAACAUUUGAGGAGCUCCUUAAAUCAUUAAUUUUUCUAUGUGACGUCGGAGCAUGAUGAGGCUGAGAGUGCGUAAAGCUCCUCAGCAGCCGAACAUAGGCCGUCGAACACAUCCGUCCCAGGCCAAACGGAAACACUGUGAAGUGGAGCCAUCCCCGGUUAGAGGCCGAGGCAAAAUGCAGAAGAAUGAAACCGGCCUGUUCUCCACUAUAAAGAAAUUCAUCCGUGGAAAUGCCGUCAAGGUGGAUCAUGAAAUUCCCCCCAAAAGGAGUCGUAUGGAUUGUAAUUCUGACAGCGAACUAAUCACUUCAACACCACAGACCAGAGGCCUUGCCAAUAAACCGGUGCCCAGAGUCUGCAGGAAAAGUCCAAAUAAAGACACAAUGACCUGCAAUAGUAAACCUAUUAAACCUAAUGGGAAACUGGAGGCCGCAGUCGAGGCAGCAAGCAGCCCGCCACGCACCACCCUGCUGGGAACCAUCUUCUCCCCAGUCUUCAACUUUUUCUCACCAGCAACAAAAACUGCCACUCCUGGUUCAGACUCUCCAGGCCAAGCGAUGGAGGCAGAGGAGAUCAUGAAACAGCUGGACAUCGAGCAGGCUGAAGAAAUGCCGAGCAGCACUCUCACAUCCACAGAGAGCAUCACCCCGUGUCACAUAGCCCCAAUUUUACCGCAGAGGCUUCAGAUGACCUCAGAUACGACCAUAGAAGAAGGAGAAAUCGUCACUGAGACUGACAUGCCACCACUAACAGCAGUUCCUGGUUGUAUGCCAGAUGGUGGCUACUCACACACGUUACCUCCAGUUCCUGCAGAAACCUCAUACGAUGAGGAUUGGGAAGUUUUUGAUCCGUACUUCUUCAUCAAGCAUGUGCCUCCGCUGACAGAAGAGCAGUUAACACGUAAACCAGCGCUACCUUUAAAAACACGCAGCACGCCGGAGUUUUCUCUUGUCCUGGACCUGGACGAAACUUUGGUCCACUGUAGUUUAAAUGAGCUAGAAGAUGCAGCUCUGACAUUCCCUGUGCUCUUUCAAGAUGUUAUAUACCAGGUUUAUGUUCGGUUGAGGCCCUUUUUCCGUGAGUUUCUUGAACGCAUGUCUCAAAAGUAUGAGAUUAUUCUCUUCACGGCGUCAAAGAAAGUCUACGCUGACAAGCUGCUCAACAUCCUGGAUCCGAAGAAACAGUUGGUCAGGCACAGAUUAUUUCGUGAGCACUGCGUCUGCGUUCAAGGAAAUUACAUUAAAGAUCUGAACAUCCUCGGACGAGAUCUUUCCAAGACGAUAAUAAUAGACAACUCACCUCAAGCCUUCGCCUACCAGCUGUCCAAUGGGAUCCCUAUUGAGAGCUGGUUUGUGGAUAGAAAUGACAAUGAACUCCUGAAGCUCGUCCCUUUCCUUGAGAAGCUGGUGGAGCUGAAUGAAGAUGUCAGACCGCACAUCCGAGAACAGUUUCGUUUGCACGACCUCCUUCCUCCAGACUGAAGAACUGACGUUUGUCUUUCAUGUCCAAGAUGGUGUCAACAUUGGAAAAAACCCCCAGAAGAAAACGCUCAAUGGAUUACUCUUUGCAAACAAAGCAUUGCCAUUUGAAAUAUGACUUUUUUAGUUCUUAAAUCAUGCAAAAAAAAAAAGAGCUAUGUUUGAGUCAAAAAGCCCUGGAUGUUUUUGAGCCAGACUGAGAACAAACAGGUCUGCUCACUGCGGCAGACUUCCAAUUUUUGCUCGCUUAUUUUUAUUCCAAGGUUUGCUGACGACCUCCUGGAAGGUAUUUUGUCUUUUUAAAGAACCAUUUUGGAUUGACUAAACUGAAUGUCAUGCGGUGUUGGAUUAUAUGGACCUUGAACGGCCAGUCACACUUGUAUCAUAUUCACUCUAUUUACUUGUAAAUAUUGUAAAUAUUUUUUUUUUCUUUAAGGUUUUUAAGUCGUUUUUAUUUUCACUUCAGGUUUUAGUAUGUAUUCUCUGAUCGGGUUGCUUUUAUAAGCCGAUAAAAUGUGUGUUUUGUUUGAAGUUGUUGAUAAAACAGCUGCUUUUCUGUUGUAUGCCUGCAUUAUUCCUGUGAUGCUUUACUUCAUUACAUGCAGCUGUCUGUAAUAAGGUGCAGUUUUCUUUAUAUAAAAAAAGUAUCUUUGGGAGGAAAAUGUUUCUGAAACAAUAUUUUAAAAUUGUAUGUAAUGUACGCUAGAAUAGGGUCUGAACUGAAUACAAAGCCAUAAUGGCUGAAUUAUAAUUUUUGAGAUUUC